AUGCGUUCCUCAACAGCAAGUUUGAUCUUGGCCUUCUGCGCCAUAUUGGCAGUUCAGGCAGCUCCAAUAGAUACAACUACCAAUGUCGCUCGUUCAGUUUCUGGUAUUGAGGCAAGAGCAGAGUUCGGAAUUGUUGCUCGUGAUAAUGAUUACGACGCGGAGGGUAAUGAGAUCGAUGCAAGUGGCAACUUGAUCGAACGUGACACUGGUUACAACGCAGCCGGUGAUGAAAUCGAUGAGAAUGGAAAUGUUAUCGAAAAGAGAGCCAAGAAGAACAAGGCAGCCAAGAAAGCUAAUGCACGCGCUGAGACUGGCUACGAUGCGGAAGGCAAUGAGAUUGAUGCAAAUGGCAACUUGAUCGAGCGUGAUUCGGAGUACAACGCUGCAGGCGAAGAGGUUGAUGAGAAUGGAAAUGUCAUUGAAAAGAGAGCCAAGACAAACGCACCUGCUGAGACUGGCUACGAUGCGGAAGGCAACGAGAUUGAUGCAAAUGGCAACUUGAUCGAGCGUGGUAAGUUGCAGCUUUCUUCAUCCUCUCCUAUGAAUGUUCUAACAGUUUUAGGUGCCGACGGAUAUGAUGCUGAUGGCAAUGAAAUUGACGCCAGCGGAAACAUCAUCGAACGUCAGACAAACACCAAGAAAACCAAGAAGGCAAAGAAAGCUCGUCGUGAUACCGAGUACGACGCUGAGGGAAAUGAAUUGGACUCCAACGGAAAAGUUGUCGAGAAACGUGAAACCGGCUAUGAUGCCGAGGGCAACGAGAUUGAUGAGAGCGGAAACCUUAUCGAGAAACGUGAAACCGGCUAUGAUGCCGAGGGCAAUGAGAUUGACGAGAACGGACAAUUAAUCGACCGUUCCACCGAUGGAUAUGAUGCAGAAGGCAAUGAAAUCGAUUCCAACGGACAAAUCAUUGAGCGUCAAACCAACAACAAGAAAAACAAGAGAGCCAAGACCGCACGCAGAGAUUUCAACUACGAAUCCCAAUACGACGAGGCCGGCAACGAGAUCGACGAGAACGGAAACUUGGUCAACGUCUGA
Botrytis fragariae is the source of this 1038-nucleotide messenger RNA. Its product is annotated as putative cyclic nucleotide gated channel beta 1-like protein. Bases 1 to 1038 code for a protein of 345 amino acids. NCBI's taxonomy places the organism in Eukaryota, Fungi, Ascomycota, Leotiomycetes, Helotiales, Sclerotiniaceae. The transcript is spliced from 10 exons. The record is from RefSeq and is a predicted model, not a curated record.